CUCGCGCUCUCCCCCCCCACCGCGCACGAACGGGACAACCUCCCCUCUGGCUUUCGCGUCGCUCCACCCCCCCGCUACAACUAGCCCACCGUGGCGAUCAGCCUCUCCAUGGAUUAUGGCCACCCCGCAGCGCAGCACGGGGUAGGAGACGCCGGCGGCGGCGUCCCUCCGGACAUCGCGGACGCGUCGUUCGGCGGCGCGAAGCACCCGCGCGACGGAUCAGGCGACAGCUCCGCAGACGACCUCCACGACCUGCACCCCGCCGACGUCGAUCUCGAGCACGACGAGCACGCAGGAGACGGUCCCGAGGGCGGUCUGACGCCGCUGAUGCAGCAGACGCUCAACGCGGACGGCACGCCGAAGCGGCCCAUGAACGCGUUCAUGAUCUUCGCCCGCAAGCGCCGCCCCGAGGUCUCGGCCGCGAACGUGUCCAUGCGCACGGGCGAGAUCAGCAAGAUCCUCAGCAAGGAGUGGAACGCGAUGAGCACCAUCGAGAAACAGUUCUACCAAGACCAAGCGAAGAAGCUCAAAGACGUGUUCAACAACCGCUACCCGGACUACGUCUACCGCCGCCGGCCGAACAACUCGCGCAAGAAGCGGCGCGCCUCGCUCGCGGGCGGCGGCACGGGCUCGCCCGUCGACGACCCCGCGGACGCGCACGCGCUCUCGCCCGACGGCGCGCCGCCGGACGACCUGCCGCUCACCGCCGACUCCAGCGCCGACUUUGACCCGCUCCUCGCCGCCGGCUUUCCC
Messenger RNA from Punctularia strigosozonata HHB-11173 SS5, 753 nucleotides. RefSeq lists its product as uncharacterized. The annotation marks the transcript as partial. The record is from RefSeq and is a predicted model, not a curated record. NCBI's taxonomy places the organism in Eukaryota, Fungi, Basidiomycota, Agaricomycetes, Corticiales, Punctulariaceae. The transcript is spliced from 3 exons.